Molecule: messenger RNA, 4672 nt
Organism: Acanthopagrus latus (yellowfin seabream)
Lineage: Eukaryota; Metazoa; Chordata; Actinopteri; Spariformes; Sparidae
Gene: dab1a
Product: DAB adaptor protein 1a
Exons: 17
Coding region: 490-2439 (649 amino acids)
Biological process (GO): lateral motor column neuron migration; ventral spinal cord development
Source: RefSeq, a predicted model, not a curated record
AGAGAAGAGGGGGCAGAGGAGAGAGGAGGGGGAGAGAGAGCGAGAGAGAGAGAGAGAGAAAACGCGCUGAAAGAAGCGCUGGCAUAGUUUUGUGGGGAUUGUGGAAAAAGAUGUAACGGAGCCUGCGAGCGCUCUCCCCGGGAUGGAACACUGGAUUACUCUCCCUGCUGAAACACUCUGUGGAUGUCUGAGUAAACCAGGAGGAGAUACACGCGGACUGAAUGGAUUCUAAAGCCUUUUCGCAAAAUGGGAACUAACUGUGCUCAUUCUCGCUGUAGUGCAAAGCUCUCUGUGGGUGUGUGUGGGAUGUUGUGUCAGGGCUAAAGCCCGUCCCUCUCCCAUGAGCCUGUGUGCCCACACACACACCUGGCGCCUCCACGCACACACCCGGCGCCCACGCACGCACAGCCGGCACUGACGCUGUGAACUGGACCCUCGGAGCCCAGCGGAGCCAAGCGGAGCGGAGUCUAGCCCAGUUGGAGCCUGAGGAUGUCAACAGAGACAGAGCUACAGCCAGCGGUCAGGCCCAGCAGCGUCAGACGGGACUCCAAGAGGAAAGGGCAGGAUCGCAGCGAGGCGGCUCUCAUCAGGCGUUUUAAGGGCGAUGGCGUCCGCUACAAGGCCAAGCUCAUCGGCCUGGACGAGGUCACUGCCGCCCGUGGAGACAAACUCUGCCAGGACUCGAUGAUGAAGCUCAAGGGUAUAGCUGCAGCAGCGCGGUCUAAAGGAGAACACAAACAGAAGGUGUUUCUAACCGUUUCCUUUGGUGGGAUCAAGAUCUAUGAUGAGAAGACAGGGGUCCUCCAACACCACCAUGCGGUCCACGAGAUCUCCUACAUCGCCAAGGACAUCACGGACCACCGAGCCUUUGGCUACGUCUGCGGGAAGGAAGGGAAUCACCGCUUCGUGGCUAUCAAGACGGCGCAGUCGGCUGAGCCUGUGAUCCUGGACCUGCGGGACUUGUUCCAGCUCAUCUACGAGAUAAAGCAGAGAGAGGAGAUGGAGAAGAAGGCCCAGAAAGAUAAGCAGUGUGAGCAGGCGGUCUACCAGACAAUACUGGAGGAGGAUCUGGAGGACCCGGUCUACCAGUACAUUGUUUUUGAGGCGGGACACGAGCCCAUCCGUGACCAAUCAGAAGAGAGCAUUUAUCAGGUUCCCACCAGUCAGCAGAAGGAAGGGGUCUAUGACGUCCCAAAGCGACACCCAAAUGGACAUCAAAACUCCCCCCACCACCAUCAUCAUCACCAUCAACUUCAUCAUUUUCAUGCUCAGCCUCUCCAACAAGAAGAAGCUGAGCCACAACCGCCUCAGCCUCAUCCUCAGCCACAACCUCGGCCUCGGCCUCGGCCUCAGCCUCAGCCUCAGCCUCAGCCUCAGCCUCAGCCUCAGCAUCAGCCGCAGGCAGUGGCGGAUCUGAUAGACUUAGACCUGCAUGAGGUGACUCAGAAUAUCAACCAGUUAGAGAUUUUCGGAGACAUGUCCACGCCUCCUGACAUCACUUCUCCAUCAACCCCCGCCUCUCCUGCCAACACCCUCGACCCCUCGCAGGGCCUGCAGCCUCCCACGGAACUGUUUGCUCCCUUCAAUCCUGCGUCUGUGCCCUCAGGUUACGUGACGAUGGGAGCCGUACCCCCCGGCCACUGGUCCCAGCAGGCGUUUGCUGCCCAGACGCCGCUGGCCUUCGGGGUCCAGUCUCCUCUAGGUCCGGUAGCCCAGGUGCUGCCAGGCGGCCAGCCUCUCAUCUGGGGCCAGGCCAACAUCUUCCCUGCCACGCAGCAGCAGUGGGCAGCCAUGGCAGCCGGAGCCUUCCCCCCCACAGCCUACCUCCCUGCCCAACCUGUGGGCACGCUGCCCGCCGCCAUGUUCCAGACUCUCACCCCUGUCACGACUGUGACUCCAGCCGGCGAGAGCCAUUCAGGUGCUGGCGCCAGCGCCUCAGCUCCCUCCCCUUCAGCGUCGUCGAGUCCGCAGCAUGGGGAGAGGGCGAGGAAGAUUGGCAAGGAGUUGUUCAAGGAUUUCCAGCUCGCAAAGCCUCCAGCCAUGCCGUCGAAAAAGGGCGAACAGCCCAGCUUAACAGGAACCUCAGAGGCAUUCAGCACUUACUUCAGCCGUGUGGGCACCGCCCAGGACACGGACGACUGUGACGACUUUGACAUAUCUCAAAUGAAUCUGACACCAGUCACCUCCACAACACCAUCCACCAACUCACCACCCACCCCAGCUCCCAGGCAGAGCUCUCCCUCCAAGUCCUUAGCCUCCCAUGUCAGCGACCCCCCCACUGACGCCACAGACCCCCCCACAGACGACUCGUUUGGGGAAGCAGAGGGCAGUCCUAGUCGCAGUGGAGAGGAAGACGCUGCGUGUGGUUCUGGGUCGCCCUGCCCCAGUGAGACAGCAGAGCCCAGCCCAGACCAGGCCAGUCCAGAGGCUGGGAGCUAGAUAGCAGCAGGGCAGGAAGGGGAAGGACCCUCUCUACGCCCGGAUCAACAAAGGGAAGAAAUAAAGAGACUCACAGGAAGACAGACCUGACCAGCACUGAGAGAACAGGAGGAGAACCUUCAUCCCCCCACCUGUGUGUGUGUGUGUGUGUGUGUGUGUGUGUGUGUGUGUGUGUGUGUGUGUGUGUGUGUGUGUGCGUGCGUGCGUGCGUGCGUGCGUGCGUGCGUGCGUGUGUGUGUGUGCAUCUAUGUGUGUGCGUGCAUGUAUGUCUGGCACAUCGCCCUGCCUGGCCAAGCCCAUCUUCUUCUUCUUCUCCUCUGGCUAACAACCUUCCUCUCUCCUCCUGUGCUCCUCCUCCUCCUCCACCUCCUCUCUGCAGUCUGCUCUCCUCCUGAGAGGAGAGAGCCCUCUCAGUCCUUCACUCCAGGCAGGAGGGAUAUCAAUCACCGAGGCGGAUCCAGUUCUCCCUCCACUGCGCUGUCUUCUCCUCUCCUCUCUCACACCCAGCCUUACGGACAUAUCCUGCUCCUCCCCUCUCUCCCUCCCUUCUUCCUCUACUCCUCCUCUUCCUCCUCCUUUUCCUCUCCUGUCUUCGCUCUCACGCUCCUCCCUCCGCCUCCUGUGUCUGGCCCAGAGACUGUGCUGCCAAGGAGGGACUGAAUCAAGCAGUGCCUCCCUGUCUCCGACACACACACACACACACACACACACACACACACACACACACACACACACAAACACACACACACAAACACACACACGCUCAUUGGGAUCACGAUGAUCAUCUUUCGUUUUAACUGACUGAAUCUGCAUCUGUAGCGGGGAGAUCCGACUGGAGGAGCUAGACUCUUAACAGGCCUAUCAGGGAUGGUCCGUUACUGGGAUCGCUGCUUCUGAUUGGUCGGUUGGUUCGGGCGUUCUCUCUCCAUUCUUUGUGAGUGUCUGCUGGAUCACUAUGCAGAAAAAGACUCUCUGGGAGCUACUCACACACAGACUACAUAUACUCACACAAACACAUGCACACACACAGUCAUCGCUCACCCUCUCUAACAUGCAUUCACACACACAGUAAUUUGCCAAACGUCUCUCCUCGCAGACAGACUCACACAGAGGCCCAGAGGACCAGACAUACCGAGGAAUGGACCCUGAGAGGGAAGAGUUGCAAGUCCAACAGAUUCUGUGAUUGAACUGUUCAUUCUCUAUAGCUUUUGUACAAUACCGAUUAAAAAAAAGAAAAAAAGAAAAAAAAAAAAAACGAGAACAAAAUUGAAAAAUGGAAUUUUUAUUUUAUAAGUCAAUCAAGCCGCUGGGGUCAGCUCUAUAGGAGUUAUAGAGUCAACAUGGCUUUAAGGCAUCUGAUCGUUGGUUUGCCAAACUCAUUUUGUAAAUAAUGAUAACAACCAUUCUGUCCACCGGACUUCUGCGCCAUAAAAUAGGAAGGCUUCAGUUAUGCAAACUCUCGACGUUAACCCAAGCAAUACCAACAUAUGAGUUCUUUCACCACGUUCCGUUGCCCCUCUUUCUGAUUUUGUUCUUGUGCAUGCAUGUCUGUAGGUCUUCGUCUUAACCUCACUUACUAAUCCACCUGCACACCUCGCCCGCCUCCCCUUACUGUCUUUCUCUAAUCCAAACCGCCUCACGUUAUUAUCUCCUGAACAAAUUAGCUCCUGCAGUUUCAGUUCACCGCAGCCUUGUGUUUCUGUGCCACAAACCUAUAUAUUCCAGCAGACACUGUAUCCCAGACUGCUCCUCACCUCCGCCCCAGUCCCCCAAGAAGUCUCUGAGAUACAGCGACGCCCCUGCCCAUCUGUCUGUCUGUUGGUCAGGUGCCAAACUGCUGCUGUCCGAGCGUCUGUGUGUGGACCGCGGCGUCCUCUGCUACAACUACAUCAACUGUGAUGCCAAUGACUCCCUAUUUUAUGGCCAGAGUCCCCCAUGUCACGUCGAGAACUCUUUUGGACUAUGAUGUUGAUUAACUUAAAAAUUUGACAACUAGAAGAUGAGCAAAGAAGUCGAAUUAAAAAGGGAAACGUUUGCUGUUUGAGUACAUAACAUUUCUAGACCUAUUUUAACUUUACCUCAGCUAACAGUUUCUUAAUGUAAAUUGACACAUUAUUUUUAUCUUUAUGAAUAUGACAUUCUACAGUGGGUUUUUAGAUGAUUUUUUGGUUUCUCUCUUGAUUUACGUAUUCCACCAUGUAUUACUGUUACAAAUAAACACAUCCCAAAUGAC